Messenger RNA from Penicillium macrosclerotiorum, 210 nucleotides. RefSeq lists its product as uncharacterized. Bases 1 to 210 code for a protein of 69 amino acids. NCBI's taxonomy places the organism in Eukaryota, Fungi, Ascomycota, Eurotiomycetes, Eurotiales, Aspergillaceae. The transcript has a single exon. The record is from RefSeq and is a predicted model, not a curated record.
AUGAAGGAGGUUCUUGUCCACUUUGCCCCUGCGCUACUCCACAGUUCCACGGGUGAUGUCGGGGCGGAGGGCCGAGCUGAAGCGGUUGGCGAUGAGGAAGCGUUGCCGUGGGUUGCAACUGGGGAGGCGUCCGAGUUGACCCGAGCGGGUGGUGGACAAGAUGGACACGAAUUCAAGCCGGAACGGCGACGGUGCCGGGAACGCAGGUAA